AAUAUUCUUUACCACUCUGAUACUCAAUUGUAUGUGUGCACAUUAAAAUGCAGCAAGUAGUUUUUAUCAUAACAUACUGUGUUUGCUUUUUGUCAGCAUGUCAAAUAACAAUAUCCGGUGGAAAGUUAAAUUCAAAUGUCUGUAAAGGGUACCGAAGGCUGGAAUCCAAGGUUGAUAUCCUCACAACGAAGCUUGAUCGUAGUCUUCAUCUGCUGAAGAAAAUUAACGAACAAACUAUAGACAGAAGGCCUAACAAUGGUGUUAUUAGGAACGUUGCUCUGAAUAAAAGAAUCCAACAAAGUUCAUGGCUUGCUAAUACAAGUUCCUGGGGAAACUAUAUUUGCUGUGCAGUUGAAUAUGCGAACGAUGGAAAUGCAACCACAUUCUCACAUACAAACAUGGAUAACUCUCCGUACUUGUGGGUAGAUCUUGGUCGUGUGUAUGAUAUAAAGCGGAUUGAAAUUAUAAACAGAUCAGAAAGUUAUGGUCAUCGUCUUCAUGACGUGGAUAUCACAGUUGGACGAACCUUGAACGAAUUGUCCUUAUGUGCACACUAUAAAGGUCCAGGAAGAACCGGGCAGCAUCUUGUUUUUCAGUGAAACCA
Messenger RNA from Mytilus trossulus (common blue mussel), 604 nucleotides. RefSeq lists its product as uncharacterized. NCBI's taxonomy places the organism in Eukaryota, Metazoa, Mollusca, Bivalvia, Mytilida, Mytilidae. The transcript has 3 exons. The coding region runs from base 48 to 599 and encodes 183 amino acids. The record is from RefSeq and is a predicted model, not a curated record.